AUGGUACUGGGAGAUGAUCAUAAGGUUUCAUUUGCUGUUGAUGGGAUAGAGAUCACCCGAUGGGAUGAUAUUGAUUUACUGGGUGUUAACAACUCUAAGUUUACAUUUGACAAACACGUUACAAAUUUGUGCAGUAAAGUAAAUUUGCAACUUCAAGUUGUAAAAAGAUUUAGACAGCUGAUAACAGGACAAAUUAGGUUAAAGCUCUAUAAUGCAUUUAUACAACCCUUUUUUGGUAAUUGUAGCGAUCUGUGGCAUUUUUUAUUGCAGUUAAAUAGGCAGAUACUUACAGUAGUUUUAAACGAUUCAUCCAGCAGUUAUGAGGAUCUACUUACCAAACUUGGUAUGACCACCCCAGAGGCAGGACGGGUGCAAGGCAUUAUGUUGACAUUGUACAAAUGUUUACAGGGAAUGGCCCCGCCUUACCUUCGAGCUUACAUUCAAGAGCGGCGUGUAUCAGAUUAGUUGCUUUCCAAGCUUAGCCUCAAGACUUUUUAUAGCAGCAGCUCUGGCUUUACUGCCUGCAUGUUAAGACUACCACCUCUGGUUUGGGAACAUUUAAAUACUUUGCUGCUCAUGCCUGGAAUAACCUGGCCGAUAAUAUCAGAAUGACCGAAACGCUUGCCACUUUUAAACGCAAUAUCAUAGAUUAUGUUUAUUAAGAGUUUUUGUUGUUUUUUCCUUUCCCUCGAGAAUGUCGAAUUGUAGAUCUUAAUGAUAUUUUGUUAUGUAAAUUCUUGUAUCAGUGUAUCAGUGUAGCUAAAAUAUAAGUUAAGCCGUUAUGUCCUUUAUUAGCUUUGGAUCUUUUCGGUUUUUAUAUUAUGUAGAUCGGAGAUACUAACACUAUGUGCUACUCUAAAAUUACAAAUAAAAUAAAGUUAUGUACGUAUGUAUGUUUGUAUGUAUGUAUGUAGGUGUACCAAGCACAGUGUGAAAGGUUGAAGGAAAAUCCUCUUUUACCAAACACCAGUGUUAUCUUCAAGUCGGAUCCCUACUUUGACAAGAGAGAUCGGUUGCUACAGGUAAAAGGAAGAUUGCAGUACUUGGGCCUACCUGAGGGUAUGAAACAUCCAAUUAUCUUACCGUAUGGGGCAUCCAGUGGUUAA
Messenger RNA from Porites evermanni, 1106 nucleotides. The record is from the annotation of a GenBank genome assembly. Lineage: Eukaryota; Metazoa; Cnidaria; Anthozoa; Scleractinia; Poritidae.